CCUCCACCAGACACACAUCUCUCCUGCUGGAAUUUCCAAUACUGGAAGUGAAGCUGUAAAGAACGUGUUGCUACACCUUCCAGACAUGGCUGCUGUGACACGCAAAGUUAUGGUGCUGGCUCUCCUGGGUGUGACCAGCGCCGCCUACCUCAACGACCUCCAGGGUCCUGCUGCCAACCAGUUCUCUCUUCCUAACGGUAACGGUGGAGGUAACAGAGGUUACGGUGGUGGUAACAGUGGAGGUAACGGGGGUUAUAGUGGUGGAAACGGUGGGGGUAACGGAGGCAACGGUGGGGGAAGUGGAGGCUACGGCGGUAGCAACGGUGGAGGCAACGGUGGCAACGGAGGAGGAUAUGGUGGUAGUAACGGCAGAGGUAACGGAGGAAUCGGAGGCAACGGUGGAGGUAACGGAGGAUACAACGGAGGUAGCGGUGAUCCUAUUGCUGACCUCGCUGACGCCAUCCCUGGCGGUGGCGUCCCCGGCCAGGACUACCCAAUCCUUGCCUUUGUCCCCAACACCGGCUUCUCCUGUGACGGUCAACUUCCCGGCUACUACGCCGACACUGCUCCCGAGGCCGGCUGCCAGGUGUUCCACAUCUGUCAACAAGGUGGCAGGAUCGACUCCUUCCUGUGUCCCAACGGCACCAUCUUCAACCAGCAGUACUUCGUGUGUGACUGGUGGUACAACUUCGACUGUUCCACCGCUGAACAAUUCUACGACCUCAACGCACAAAUUGGACAAACUAAUGGAAAUGGCAAUGGUUAUGGUACUGGAAAUGGUAGUGGCAACAAUGGUUACAAUGGUGGUAAUGGUGGUACCUUAGCGGUGCUUCAGGUCUUGCUGAUCGUUCUCAACCACAUCUUGGAGCAAGCGUCAAUGGUGGUUCUCCCCUUCCAGGUCUCUAAGGAUAAUCUUCAAACCAACAACGCCAACGGUGGUACUGGCAACCAAAAACAACCAAACUCCAUCUAG
Homarus americanus (American lobster) is the source of this 973-nucleotide messenger RNA. Its product is annotated as trihydrophobin-like. Bases 86 to 973 code for a protein of 295 amino acids. Gene Ontology annotation, molecular function: chitin binding. The transcript is spliced from 3 exons. NCBI's taxonomy places the organism in Eukaryota, Metazoa, Arthropoda, Malacostraca, Decapoda, Nephropidae. Gene Ontology annotation, cellular component: extracellular region. The record is from RefSeq and is a predicted model, not a curated record.